Drosophila elegans is the source of this 1058-nucleotide messenger RNA. RefSeq lists its product as uncharacterized. Lineage: Eukaryota; Metazoa; Arthropoda; Insecta; Diptera; Drosophilidae. The coding region runs from base 84 to 947 and encodes 287 amino acids. The record is from RefSeq and is a predicted model, not a curated record. The transcript is spliced from 4 exons.
UCUUUGUCAGUUGAUUGUGAGAUUUCAUCUGGAACAGAUCGCAUUCAGUGGCUUAUCAGUAGAAAAUAGAAGUCUGCCUCAUAAUGUUCAUCAAUUCCUUGGUUUGCUUGGCGAUCUUCGGCCUCUUUUGCGGCCAGAUUGCAGGCACCGCAGCCGAUCAGUACGGGACAUAUGGAGGAUCGGCCAUUUCCACCACGGAACGGAUCAACUCGGAAUUGCGCUGCAUGAACAUCAAUCCGCAGAAUUCGGUGGACUUGGAACAGAUAAUGGGUCUGUGGUACGGCAGCGAGAUUAUUGUGCACAGCCAAGACUUUCCGGGAACCUACGAGUACGACUCAUGUGUGAUUAUCCAUCUUGCCGAUGUCACAGAACAGAUUCGACACAGCCAGGCCAGUCGCGGCUAUGGCUAUGGAUCCCAGGAUUACGACCGGAAUCAGAACAACUAUGGACGAACAACCACCACUCAAUCCUCAUACGUGGAUAGCGAUGAGUACCACAUGAGAUCUGCUCAUCGCGGCCAGCAGAAGUAUCUGCGGUUGGUGUGGAGCGAGAGGGACAACAAUUUGGAGUAUACCUUCAACUACACAACCACUGAACCUGGUCGAUGGUCCAACAUUGGCGACCAGCGGGGAUCCUUGGUCGCUCUAAACACUUACACCCAGUUCACUGGCACCGUCCAGGUGGUAAAAGCUGUCAACGAUCACCUGGUGCUCACAUUCUGCGGCAAUGAUGUGAAGAGCUCUAUAUACACCGUGGUGCUCACCCGCAAUCGCAUGGGCCUUGGUUCUGAUGAGCUGCGUAGCAUCCGGAACCUGCUUUCCCGCCGUGGGCUCUACACGGAGACCAUUCGCAAGGUUUGCAAUGGAUGUGGCCAACUGGGCGGCAGCCUCUUUGCUCUAUUCGCCGUUUUACUGGUCGUCCGCUUGACCGGGGGGCGUGGCCAGUGAUCAGUCAUCAGCCGGCGUAUUUAAUGAGUCCAGCCAUAUUACGUUAAUUUAUGUAUAAAUUACUUAAGCAUUACAGAAGCGAGAUCGCCAAGUGCACUCCCCGAAAACUAA